AUGUCGCAAAAAGAAUCUGAGAUCGACAUCCAAGAAGCUCACUCAUCGAGCGGCUCCCCUUCUAAGCAUGAGGGUGUUGAUGACAGUCAUGGCGGCCGACUUACGCGGCUGCAGCCUUCUCACGAGAUGUUGUAUCCAUCCGCCUUCAGGGUGGGCAUGACGAUCUUUGCCCUCUUGAUCGCCGUUUUGUGUGUGGCCCUCGACAGCACCAUCCUCUCGACCGCGAUACCAAGGAUCACAGAUGAGUUCCACGACCUUCGUGACAUCGGUUGGUACGGUUCUGCUUAUCUUCUCACAAAGUGUGCGUUCCAAUUAUUCUUCGGGAAGGUCUACAAGACCUGUCGUCUGAAGCACACUUUUCUUGCCGCGCUGUUACUCUUUGAGGUUGGCUCGGUUGUCUGCGCCACUGCACCAACAUCGGAGGCAUUGAUCAUCGGGCGAGCUGUUGCCGGGAUCGGCAGUGCCGGCGUGACGGGCGGCUCCUUCAUCAUCAUCGCGCAUAUUGCGCCAAUGGACAAGCGGCCCACGUACCAGAGCCUGACUGGGGGCAUGUUUGGUGUGGCCUCAAUAGUUGCUCCCUUGGUCGGAGGGGCCUUGACGGACCGUGUCAGUUGGCGAUGGUGUUUUUGGAUCAACCUGCCACUCGGAGCCGUGACUGCAUUGGUCAUCGUUUUCGUCCUACGGCUUCCGCCAAAGGACCGCCCAACCAAGAAUGAGGGCCUCCUGAGAGUGCUAUGGGGCCUGGACCCCCUUGGAUUCAUGACAUUUGUACCGAGUAUCAUCUGUCUGCUCCUAGCUCUCGAGUGGGGCGGCACGACCUACGCCUGGCAAAGCGGUCAAAUCAUAUCUCUUUUUGUUGUGUUUGGGGUUACACUCCUCGUCUUUGUUGGUAUUCAGGUCUGGCUCGAUGAAACGGCAACCAGGUCAUUCUUCAUCGUUGUAUACUUCCUCCCGAUCUACUUCCAAGCCGUCAAGGGCGCUUCAGCCCUCCAGUCGGGAAUUGACACCAUCCCUCUGGUCGUCAGUCAGGUAUUGGCUAUAAUCAUGGUAGGCGUCCUCACCAGCAAGAUUGGAUACUAUAUGCCAUUCAUCUAUGUUUCGGUGGUUGUCUCAGCUGUUGGUUCGGGCCUGUUGAUUACGCUCUCUUCCGACACAAGUACUGCCCGGUGGAUAGGCUACCAAAUAUUGUACGGGUUUGGCAGCGGGUGUGGGUUUCAAGUUCCCCAGGUUGCCGCUCAGACUGUGUUACCCUUCAAGGAUAUACCAACUGGUAUUGCCAUCACUUUGUUUUUUCAAAGUCUCGGUGGCUCAAUCUUUGUCAGCGUAGGGAACAACGUUCUCAAUGAUAAGCUGGCACGUAACAUCGUUUCGCUCGAGCUUCCAGGCGUGGAUGCAGAGCAGGUUAUUCAAGCAGGUGCAACUGCGUGGCACAAAGUCGUGCCGGUGCAGUAUCUUGGCGUUGUGACGGACGCGUACAACCAAGCCCUCAGACAGACAUUCCUGAUCGGGUUGAUCACGGCGUGCUUGGGUUGCAUUGGGGCUGCUUUCAUGGAGUGGGAGAGCGUCAAGUCUCGGCCGAAAGUCCCUGCAGGAAAUGGCGAUCAGAAUAAGAAAGGAGCUGCCUGA
Molecule: messenger RNA, 1626 nt
Organism: Diaporthe citri
Lineage: Eukaryota; Fungi; Ascomycota; Sordariomycetes; Diaporthales; Diaporthaceae
Exons: 7
Coding region: 1-1626 (541 amino acids)
Biological process (GO): transmembrane transport
Molecular function (GO): transmembrane transporter activity
Source: RefSeq, a predicted model, not a curated record